AUGAGUUGGACAAUAGGUGGGCGAGAUAGAGAGCUACAGCAGAGGCAAAGGAUGGUAACGAAGAGACGAAGUAAUGCGGUAGAUGACUUUGAGGCUAAAAACCCCAAGAUAGAAGAAGCGGAGAAAAACGAGCCGGAAUUCGUGGAUCUCACGCCCGAAAAGACAGAAAGUGCGGCCAUAGAAAACUCAGUAGUGCCGGUAGCUGGGAAAGGGAUUGCAGACAGCGAAGAUGCCGGAGUGACACAUUUCAUGUUUGAUGGACUACAGUACCAAUUUAAAGAGCGUGCCAGUGUAGUAGAAGAAAAAGAGGGAAAAAUUGAGUUUAGGGUUGUUAACAACGAUAACACCAAAGAAAACAUGAUGGUUUUGACAGGUCUCAAAAAUAUUUUUCAAAAGCAGCUGCCCAAAAUGCCGAAAGAGUAUAUAGCGCGGUUGGUUUACGACAGAAGCCAUUUAUCCAUGGCUGUGGUUCGCAAGCCGCUGACCGUGGUUGGUGGAAUAACUUACAGGCCCUUCGACAAUCGUGAAUUCGCAGAAAUCGUAUUCUGCGCAAUAAGUUCUACAGAACAAGUACGAGGUUACGGUGCACAUUUGAUGAAUCAUUUAAAGGACUUUGUGCGAGCAACUUCAAAGAUCAAAUAUUUUCUAACAUAUGCUGACAACUAUGCUAUUGGAUACUUCAAGAAACAAGGGUUCACCAAGGAAAUAACACUAGAAAAAAGCAUUUGGAUGGGGUAUAUCAAGGAUUAUGAAGGUGGUACGCUGAUGCAGUGUUCCAUGUUACCCCGAAUAAGGUAUCUGGACGCCGCAAAAAUAUUAAUUCUCCAAGAGGCAGCAAUACAGAGAAAAAUAAAGCUCGUAUCUAAAAGUAGUGUGGUUCAUGCAGGCUUGAAACAUUUCAAAGAUCUGAGUAAUAUAAAACCAAUUGAUCCUAUGGAAAUUCCAGGACUCAAAGAAGCAGGAUGGACGCCCGAGAUGGAUGAGCUAGCGCAAAGACCAAAGAGGGGUCCUCAUUAUGCUGCCAUGCAAAACGUAUUGACAGAAUUACAGAACCACGCUGCUGCUUGGCCAUUUUUGCAGCCCGUAAAUAAAGAUGAGGUGGGCGACUACUAUGAGUUUAUUAAAGAGCCAAUGGAUUUAAGCACUAUGGAAAUGAAAUUGGAAAACAACCGGUAUGAAAAGAUGGACAAGUUUGUUUAUGAUGCGCGGCUUAUAUUCAACAACUGUCGGGCUUACAAUGGAGAAAACACGUCAUAUUUCAAGUACGCUAACAGGCUUGAAAAAUUCUUCAAUUCAAAAAUUAAGGAAAUUCCGGAAUACUCUCAUCUUGUAGACUAG
Messenger RNA from Lachancea nothofagi CBS 11611, 1338 nucleotides. The record is from the annotation of a GenBank genome assembly. Lineage: Eukaryota; Fungi; Ascomycota; Saccharomycetes; Saccharomycetales; Saccharomycetaceae.